ACCCUAUCGCUGAUUCGUCAACAUUUUUCUCGACAACACAUCACCGGACAAAAAUAGGAUGCCUGACAAGUCUUCCAAGCAGGGGACCUGGCGGGGUCGUUUCAAAUUAUCCACCGCCAAAGGACUUGUCCCUUCGGGAGCCAGCAAUGCACCGACCGAGCGCCGGGAGAGCAAGAAGAACGGUAACCCGGGAGCACUUUCUCCCCAAAGUCUGCCUGGUACACCACACGAUUCCAAACCAGGCACCUCAGGUGCAGUCGGGGCCGAGGACAUGAAAGGGGAUGUCCAAGAUACGCUGGGAGAUGCAAUCCAUGAGGAGACUCCUAGCAGCUGCGUCGAGAAGCAGAUUUUAGUCAAUAAGCACGGCCGGCUUAGUAUCGAGGAUCUCCUUGUACGCAUUGAUGCACUCCAAGAGCAGCAGGCCGAAUACCUCACAACUAUUGCGACCCAUAGCAAGGCACUCGACUCCCUGGAAUUUCUCGCUGGCUUUAUCGAAGACCGUAUAACAACCAUGGCGGCUCUCUCAAGCCCCUAUAAACACCAGAGAAACCGUUUCAUUAGCAUCUUCAAAAGAGACAAACUCGGCAUUGCCACUGAGACCGACCUUAGAAUCAUCGGAGCCAGGGACGACUUGGUUGAAGGAGGGGAUGCUGUUGUCGAUGCAAUCCUGUACACCGGACUAGGGGGCAGAAGGGAUUACACGGCUUUUCAGAGGCUGUACGGUUUUCAGCCCGAAACUGUGCUCAGAAUCGGUGAGUUAUCACACACGUCCUCCAUUGACUGAAAAAGUAGGCAAGCUAACUUUGUCCAGAGCACCCGCAAACCAUCACCGUUUUAAACCUUCAUGCCGGAGUCCUCAGUUCGAAGUGGACCACGGGCAGUGAAAAAUUCUACCACCUCUUUGCUGAAUUUGUUCGGACCUUUGCAGAAGUAGGAGAUGGCUUUGAGGAGGGCUUCUUGAAAGGGAGGGCAACGGAAACGACUCACGCAUACUGGGCUUUCUUGGGUUGCGUAGAUAGCGAGGUCUCGAAGGUUGCGGUCAGAAGUUAGGCAGCGAUCGAUGUAUGGGGCAUCCAUCUAGACUAAUGUUUCAUCCUAGCUAGUUGGCAUUUGACUUUUCACAGCAC
This is a messenger RNA of Tuber aestivum (summer truffle), 1127 nucleotides long. The record is from the annotation of a GenBank genome assembly. Lineage: Eukaryota; Fungi; Ascomycota; Pezizomycetes; Pezizales; Tuberaceae.